UGGUCUCCUCGUCGCAAUCAAAGAACAGUCGUUCCAUAAAAACAUAUAUAUCGUCGUCUCCUAUACCGUCCUGUAAAAGCACACCCACUAGUUUCGUGAAAACGUCAGGCAUGGCCAACACUCUCAAUCGCAGAUUAGAAGUCACCGUCAUCUCCGGCGAAGACCUCCGCAUCAAUGACAGGCCCAUCAAGAACAACGCCUUCGUCACCGUCAAGGCCGACUGCGGCUCCCCAUGGUCGCACGACUCGACGAAACCCGACGACCAGGGGGAGAGCUACCCUUACUGGGACGAGAAGCUCCACGUGGACUUGCCCGCGGGCUCACGCCACCUCGUCGUGGAGGUCCUCCGGAGGAGCUCCUCGGCCGGAGACAGACCCGUCGGGACGGCGUGGAUUCCAGUGUCUGACUUCAUCUACACGAACUACGCGCGCUUCUUGAGUUACAGGCUGAGAGACGCCAAGGGCCUGCGCAACGGGAUCAUCAAUAUCUCAGUGAGGGUCGUCUCGUCGUCGUGUAAAGAGAGUUUGUCGUGUAAGGGGUGUUCGUCGAGUUCGUCGCCUUCGGUGCCAGAGUUCGGGAUGCCGGCGGAUCGAGAGAAGAACAGCGGGACGGUGACCGGCGUGCCGGUUUGGUAUCCCGAUGGAUGGAAAACUUGAGAGAAACGUGUUACGGUUUGGUUCUGGUCAUGAAAAUGAUCGUCGUUUUGGUGGAGAGAGAGAGAGAGACUUAUUGAUUUUGUAAGACUUAUUACUUUGAUGUCUUCGAUCCCCAUUUGACUGGUUCGAUCUGGUAGAGAAUGACUCUCCAAUAUGAGAUUUGCCUUUGCGUUGCUCAAGUA
Molecule: messenger RNA, 838 nt
Organism: Syzygium oleosum
Lineage: Eukaryota; Viridiplantae; Streptophyta; Magnoliopsida; Myrtales; Myrtaceae
Product: BON1-associated protein 2-like
Exons: 1
Coding region: 111-656 (181 amino acids)
Biological process (GO): defense response
Source: RefSeq, a predicted model, not a curated record